This is a messenger RNA of Copidosoma floridanum, 1636 nucleotides long. RefSeq lists its product as uncharacterized. NCBI's taxonomy places the organism in Eukaryota, Metazoa, Arthropoda, Insecta, Hymenoptera, Encyrtidae. The record is from RefSeq and is a predicted model, not a curated record.
AAAAGUGCCGCGUCGACGAGUUGAACAACCGUUUUCCCUUUGACAGUUGUCUGCCCACGUCAGCGUUAAACGCCCCAGCUCAUCAGUGGAGUCGAUCGAAUGAAGGGGAGCCGAUGUGCCUCGACUCGCCGAUGCCCCAACUGUCGGUGCUCAAGGUCCCGAGUUCCUGACCAACGUGGACGAUGCGCACUGCCACAAAGUGCGUUUGAGGUGCGAUAAAAAUCAAAUAAUUCCCAAACUUGUGGACAAUGCUGGUCCUGGAGUGCUGUUGUUAAAGCGGUGUUUCGAGUGUACCGGGAGUGGAAGGAAGGAUAAAUCAUAUAAACGGGACCAGGGGUGUUCUGGGCGAUUACUUCCCCGGACGGAGAAAAUCGAGGAAUGGUUGUAAUGGUCGGUGGGGGACGCUGUCCUCCGCUCCUAGUGGGUGGACUCGUCGUAGCGUGUAUAAUGAUGGUUUGCAACUGGUGGACCCUGUCGUCGGCGAAUCUCGAGCUGGUCAGGCAGAUAGACGAGCUCAACGAGCAGAUAAAGAUCUGCGUGGAAGAAAGGGAUCUGUGCGUGACGCAGAAGGAAGAGACCAAGAAGCAACUGGACGCUUCCCAGGACGAUGCAAGGACCGCACACGUCAAACUGUCGCAGGUCGAGGAUACCCUGACGACCUGCAACACCGAGCUCAAGUCGUUUCAGCAGAACGAAGUUUCCAAGACUGUUACCCUGGAGGCUUUGAGGGUUGCCAAAAACACCGUUACUGCGAGGUUAAACGCACAAAUAGAGGAGAACAAGAAGUUGGAGGAGGAGUUGAGCAAAGCUAAAGAUGAACUGGAAAAGGCCAAGCUGUCGAUGAAUGCGCCCCAGCCGAAGCCAGUCCCGGUGUUGCCCAUGGCCAAUCCAGCUAGGCUCGAGCAGCCCACACCCAAUCCCCAUUUGGAACCGGUAAAACUAUCGGCAAUCGAGGUUUCCGUUCCUGGACAGAGAGGCAUGAAAUUUCAUGGCGUGCCCAUACUGCCUCGUGAUCCACCUGGUGCAGUGCGCCUGGCGCCACGUUAUUCCGUUACCAAGAUAAAACCAAGAUAUUUGGAAAAGUCUGAAAAUAAAAUGGUAAACAUUGGAGGAAGUCAAGGAAACCUAGUAAUCAAUAAGACAGCAAGUUCUGGAAAUCAAGUACCAAAUCCACAAAUGAAACCUCCUCCGAAUGCAGAAAACGUUGAUGCUCCGGAUGGCCAAGAAAAAGAUAACAGUAAAAUAGACAAUGCGGCAGAAGUUCACGGAGACAAUGGCCAAGAGUCCGAAUUCAAUUUUAAUUUGAUGUCUGAUAUGAAAAAUAGAGAUAAUCAAAAUAAAUAAGUCAGUGGUACGCGAAGAUUAUCACGAAAAAUCUCAUUAUUUAGAAGUACGAAUCAAAAAAGUUGCGAAAAAUUGUUACAAUAUUUCGUAUUUUUACGUGGCACAAAGUGCAUACCUCAUGAUAUUUGUGAAUGUUAAUCAGAGUGAGUCAGAGGAACGUGUUAUGUGAGAAAAAAAAAAAGUUAAAAUUGUGUUACAAGUCUUUUCGUACCGUGUCAUGUAAAUUAGAGCGAUCAUAUCGUUAUUGUCUAGGAUAUAAGGUAGAUGAAUAAAGUAUACUCUAAGAAUUUUA